This is a messenger RNA of Stylonychia lemnae, 3678 nucleotides long. NCBI's taxonomy places the organism in Eukaryota, Ciliophora, Spirotrichea, Sporadotrichida, Oxytrichidae. The record is from the annotation of a GenBank genome assembly.
AUGGAAUAAAACAAAAUCUCAUUUCCAGAGAGCUCAAACAGAGAUACUAAUCCUUUUAAUCAAGCAGAUAUUUUGAAGCAAAGUCAGAGCUAUAACGAAGCUUAUUUCAAUGAUGAUUAGAUAGAAGAUGACUUUGAUGAAAAAGUAGAUGACUCUGGGUAGAAUAUGGACCACUUAGAUGCAUUUGCCUAAGAAGAUGACUAGAGCAGUUAAUAACUACAGUUUAGAAAUAUUGAGUAUGAUCUGGCAAGUAUGAAUAUUGUCCAAGAACUUCAAUCUCAUCGAAGGGAUUUUAUAAUAGAAGGAAGAGGAUCCUCUCAGAUUCCUAUGUCAGAAGAUAUAAGAAAUCAAUUCUAUUCUAGCAGAACUGGCUAGCAAGAUGGUGCUCAAGAAUCUGACAACUCUGAUAACGAGUAUGAGCUUUGCUUUGUAGUUUAGGAUGUGGAAUUUCUAACAUAUAAGAAUGGUUUUAUCGUUCAUUCCUAAUACUUUAGAGAUCUGCUCAAUAAUGUACACGAUUAAUAAAUUAGAAUAUUACUCCCACUGUGGGCAACUGCUGAUUCAUUCAGAUUGGUGUUGGAUUAUGUUAAUGUUGGCGAGAUCUAGCCAGAUGUUAACUUAGAAACGAUUUAAAAUGUUUUAUGGCUUGCUGAUUUUUUCUAAAUACACCAAUUGUAAAAACUUUGUAUUGAUCUGUUUAUCGUUCCUCAGCUAACUAGAAUAAAUGUGCUCAAUUUUCUGGAAGACGCGUUUCAAAAGCUUUCAUCAUGCUAAGAGUAACAGGCAAAGUUGUAAUAAGAUAAUCAAGAAGAUAUGUAGAGUUUGAGAUUCGAAGAGUAAUUCUAACAGUUUAUAUGGGCAGAGGAUAUAUGGUAUGAAUUUUUCAAUCAAUGUUUGGAUGUAACAGCUCAAAACAUUGAUUUUAUCAUUAAAAGCCAAGAAAAAGAAAUAUUAAACUUACCGGACUCGGUAGUUGAAGAAAUUAUUGAAAGAUCCUUGAAAAUUUGUGGUAAAACAGAGGAUAAUGAGUUGGUUAAGUUUAUGAUGAAGAUGAAGAAAGUAGUAAGUCCUUUUGAUUUGCUUGAACAAGAGAAACAGAGAGUGAUCACCACUUAUGAAAAAUUGGUUCAUACUAAGAGUAACUAUUCUGAUCCAAUGAUGUCAGCUAAUGUAAAUUCAAACUCAAUAAAGCCUCUGCUUACAUGGAAGUUAUCUAAUCUUAAUUUGAAGCAAAAUUUUUACAAAGAGAGUGAUCCAUUUACUGUAGAUGGUAACUAGUGGAUCCUAUACAUAUCAAAGAUGAAUGAUAAAGAGUGUUGUGUUGGAAUUAAAUUUUAGUCAAUAUUCGAGAGUGAUUAUGAAAGUCAAUAAAUUAGCUUCAAUGUAAGCUAGAAAAGUAAAUACAUGAGAUAUUCAAUCCUAUCUCUGCUUAAUUGGAUUAGAAUUGACACUGAGCCUUCUCUUUUAACCCAGUCAAGCAAAUUGAUAAAGGUUUACUUCUAAUUGAAGCAUACAGUCUCAGCUAUUUUGAGUUACAUCAGCUUGAACUUCGGAAUGCUGAGCAGAGAUUAGAAAUUGCCUUAUUUAUCUGCCAAUGAAUUUUAGCUUAUAUUAAUGCAUCGAAAAAUUAAUGUAAAAAAUGAAGAUGAAGUCAUAGAUGCCUUCGCUUCCUGGCUUAGCUAUAAUAUUUUGAACAGUAGUAAGCUGUCCAGCAAUAGAACUGGGAAUUCAGUUACUAAGAUUGAUGAGAAAGAAAUACUUGAAAUUAUGAAAUAAAUAAAUUGGCCAUAUGUAUCUUUUGAUAAGCUAAUGGAUCUGUUUAAGAAUUUCCAAAUUCUGAGGCAGAAUAUUCAUAUCAAGUCUUUGUUUAAUAAUGAAUUCAGAAAUAGAGCGACAAAAAAGUAAAAUGAGGUUGCGGUUCCUCCGAGAAUGUCUUAUGAUUCAGUUAUGAUAGAAACACUUUUCGAUUAUAAGUACUUCUUGGAUAAAGUAGCAGACUUUUUAUUUAAAAAUUUUGAUGCUCAAUCAGCAAUCUAAUAGGCAUAAUUCCAAUCACCUACUCGCCCUCACUAUCAAGUUAAGCAGAUAGGAAUAAGAUCACCUUCUAGUAGUAAGCAGAAAAUUUAGAAUCAGCAAGUCUUAAAAGAUUAAGCUUCAGAAUCUUCAAAUUACCAAAAGAUGAAUAAGAAUUUCUUAGAAGAGCAGUACUAUUCUAAGUUAAAAGAGCUUAAUUAGAUUAAAUCUGAAUUGCAUAAAAGGCAAAUAUCUGCAGAUAAAAAUAAGGUCCAUACUAAUCUUACCAACUCUCUGGAUAUGAAUAAUUAAGGUAGCAGUUAAAGAAAUAAUAUCUUAAGUCCUUCCACCAAUGAUGGAUAGAUAAGUAAAAUAAACUAAAAUAAUCCUUAGUUUUUGUCUGCUUAAAGGUCCAAACAUAGUUCGUAGCAGAGAUCCUCACCAAACAAAUCUAGAUCGAGAUAAGAAACAGCUAUAUAAAAUAGGGGAUUAUUCAUAAAAUAAGGUGCCCAAAGAUCAUAAUAAAGCGCUCAGACUUAGAAUAACAACUUCAACGAUCUGGAUUAGCAAAAAAUUCUCUAAAAUCAUCAUAAAUCUACAUUUGAUAAUAGAAAACCAAGCAAUAACUAGCAAAAAUAAUAAUUAAAUCCAAGGAGUUAAUCUAAGAAAAAGAAGACUACAUCUAAAGAAGAUACCUAUAAGAGUGGGGAAAUCGGUAUCAAGUCAAGUGCUGAAUUCCGUGAAGGGUAAUAUAGGUUGCAGCAUUAGGCAUAAAACUCAGUUAAUAAGUAUAACAGGUCAAGGAAAUAUCUUGAAAAUAACUAAGAUCUCUAAAUAAGCAACAUUCAAGUAUAAAAUUCAAGUUAAAACGAGAACUCAGACACUCAGUAAUAGAUGAUGAUGUCUCCACAUAUUGUCGAGAGGAAUUUGCAAAUUUAAACUCAAAAUCAGGCUUUAUUAAACAAUAGCAUGAGUUAGAAGCAAUCAUCUAAGGGCAGUUAAAGAUAUCUAGACUUAAGAGAUGAUGAGGACUUCGACGAUAGAUUCGGCCAUCACCCCAUUAAGAUUUAUAGCAAGUAGUAUCAACAUUAAAACAAUCAAAAUAUGGACAUUGAGGAGCUGCAAGAUCAUCUAUUAAAAAACGUGCAAAUUAGAGCUUUGAACUAGCAGUAUCAAGAAUACCCCUAAAAUAACUAGAUUAGGAAUCUUUAUUAACUAGACUUAGAAGACAAUAAUGAUGAGGAAAACGAGGAGGAAGAGACUGAAACAAAGCUAUUAAUCAAUAGAUAUACUGGAGACGAGGAAGAUGAAAAAUAAUAGGAGCAUUAAUAUCUUGAUUAGCUCUAUCAUAUGAAUCAGUAAAUAUCACGUGAACAGAUGAAAACAAUAAGCUCUCAAUACAAUGAAAAUCAGCUCGGAACAGAAUAUGUUCACACUCAUGAAACACAGAUAAGGAAUCAACAGUUGGCACCUAAUUAUAUUGGUAAAAAUGGCGGCUAUCAAAUUGAUCUACUAAAUCAUCUUAAUCAAUAACAGCAUAUACAGUAGCAUCACCAUUAAAGAAAUGAGGCUAGAUUAAGUUUGAAUCAGCAGUUUUCUGAGAAAAAAAUGACUCCAGUAUAAAAGAAGUUCUUAAACAACCUUAAUACUUCGCAUUUAAAUUGA